UGUCCCUCCUCUUUGAGACGAGCUUAAGACAGCGUUGCAGGGAAAGAUGGGGAGGUCCCCCUGCUGCGACGAGAUUGGGGUGAAGAAGGGGCCAUGGACGCCGGAAGAGGACAAGCAGCUGGUGGAGUACAUCCAGCGGCAUGGCCAUGGGAGCUGGCGGAGUCUGCCGAAGAUGGCCGGGCUGAACCGGUGCGGCAAAAGCUGCCGACUCCGGUGGACGAACUAUCUCCGUCCUGACAUCAAGCGGGGGAAGUUCUCGGAGGAUGAGGAGCGGAUGAUCGUCCACCUCCACUCCAUCCUUGGAAACAAGUGGUCCACCAUUUCCAAGAGUCUACCGGGAAGGACGGACAACGAGAUCAAGAACUACUGGAACACCCAUCUCAAGAAGAAGCUCCUCCUCAUGGGGAUCGACCCUGUCACCCACACACGAAGAACCAACGUCGACCUGCUCACGAUCCUUCCUACUCUCCUUGCUGCCGCCACCAACCUUGGAAACCUGGGCGACCCAUUGAGCAAUGCUCUCCGGCUUCAAGCAGAUGCCGUGCACUUGGUCAGGCUCCAAACGCUCAUCCAAGCCAUGAGUACCGCUGCUCCAAACAUGGAUGCCAUGAACCCCUCGAGCUCCGCCUCCCUUGGCACCUGCUAUCAGUUUGAUGACACCCAGCUGAACCAGCAACUCGAGGGACUUGCCAAUGUCCCUCUUGCCCAAGGAGCCACUGGUUUCCCGUGUUUGGCCAGUCCAUUCGAGGAACAGGAGAAGGUGACACAUCCCGAGGGCUCAUCCGUCACGACGGGAAUCAAAACGGAGGGUCACAAUGGCAUGACCAACCCAGAGUCCAGCUCCUGUGCCGCCACAACAGCUCUUUCCACCCAGUCACCGGUUCCAUUUCCCCAAGAGAGGAUAGCCACGGACUGCAUGCAAGAUCCGAUCAGCUCGCCUGCUUCAAUCCCGUUCCAGGAUUGGUAUGGACUAAGUGCAGGUGGAUCUAACGACGAUAUGAUCUGCUGGAAAGAUAUUCUAGACAAAAUUUCGUGGGCAAGCGAAUCAUAAUCGGCGACUUGUAGGAUACACAGAAGAACAGUAUGUCUACCUUUUUUUCUCUUUGCUGUACAAUCAAACACACAAACUAUGUACCAAACGUUGGCAUCACAUUGUU
Molecule: messenger RNA, 1157 nt
Organism: Musa acuminata subsp. malaccensis (wild Malaysian banana)
Lineage: Eukaryota; Viridiplantae; Streptophyta; Magnoliopsida; Zingiberales; Musaceae
Product: transcription factor MYB41
Source: RefSeq, a predicted model, not a curated record